This is a messenger RNA of Linum tenue, 1997 nucleotides long. The record is from the annotation of a GenBank genome assembly. NCBI's taxonomy places the organism in Eukaryota, Viridiplantae, Streptophyta, Magnoliopsida, Malpighiales, Linaceae.
AAUAUAGAAAAAGAAAUUGAAAGCUCCAUCGCUGUCCCAUUGCCGAAAGCCGCAGGAGAGAGAGAGAGAGAAGAGAAGGAGAGAAAUUGCCGAAACCCACUCUUCCUUCCCAGUCAUCAUCAUCUUCUUCCUUUGUUCAACUCAAUUUCCUCUCUUUCUUCGGAGCCUGUCCUUCUCCCUCCCCCGGGGCUCCUCCGCCCCGACCCGGAUCUCCCCCCGCCGCACGCAUUUCCCCACCUCUACACGCCGCCGGCAGAGCAAAUGUACUCCGCCCUGCACUCUCUACCGCUGGACGGGAGCAGCAUAGUCGGCGGUGGAGUAGCUGGAGCGGGGCACGUGGAUUUCCAGGGGUCGUUGGAUGGGACCAAUCUACCUGGGGAUGCGUGCUUGGUUCUCACCACGGAUCCGAAGCCCCGCCUCCGCUGGACCGCCGAGCUCCACGAGAGGUUUAUCGACGCCGUUACCCAGCUGGGAGGACCUGACAAAGCGACCCCUAAAACAAUAAUGAGGACAAUGGGGGUAAAAGGCCUCACUCUUUAUCACUUGAAAUCCCAUCUACAGAAAUACAGGUUGGGAAGGCAAUCCUGCAAGGAAUCGACUGAAAGCUCCAAGGAUGGUAUGAAUCUACAUCUGUUUGGAUCUGGUCUGAUCCUUAUUCAUGGAAUUUCUAGCAACUGACUCUUAAUUGCCAGUUGUGGAUUGGAGAUUUCUGAAUUCUCUCGUUCUAAUGUAUUUUAGAUCAUUGUUGUGCUCCAUUUCAUAUUAACUACUUAAUCAGUAAAUAACCCCUGGGAGAAUGUGAGACUGAUGAAAAGUGGUGGUUGUCGGUAUUUGUAGUCGGAAUUGCAGCAUCUGUGGCAGAAAGUCAGGACACUGGCUCAUCUGCAUCAACAUCAUCUAGAAUAGCUGCACAAGAUCUGAAUGACGGUUACCAGGUCACCGAGGCUUUGCGUGUACAGAUGGAAGUUCAGAGAAGACUACAUGAACAGCUAGAGGUGCAGCGUCGACUCCAACUCAGGAUUGAAGCCCAGGGGAAAUAUCUACAGUCAAUACUUGAGAAAGCUUGCAAAGCUCUAAACGACCAGGCAGUUGCAACUGCUGGACUGGAAGCUGCAAGGGAGGAGCUUUCAGAGUUGGCAAUCAAAGUAUCCAAUGAAUGUCAAGGAAUGGCACCCAUUGACACCAUAAGGAUGCCGUCUUUAUCUGAACUUGCUGCUGCUUUAGAGAGCAAAAGUGCUUCUUCGAAUGUGCCGGCUCGGAUUGGUGACUGCUCCACAGAGAGCUGCUUGACUUCAAUUGGGAGUCCAGUUUCUCCAAUGGGAAUGUCUCCACAGGCUGCUGCUGCCAUGAAGAAAAGAUCAAGGUCUGUCUUUGGCAAUGGAGAUUCUCUCCCACUGGAUGGCACCACCAUGCGUCAUGAAGUUGAAUGGAUGAUGAACAACAUGGCCUGAAGAGCUAGCUAGCUAGCUGCCGCAAAGUUAGCAUCCUAGAAUCAACUCCUCGUUGUUCACCACGUCCUUCUCCCUCUUCUUGGUUAUUGUCCUCAGAUUAAUUUGAUCUCCUAAGUUAACUGUAUCACCUUCAAAAUGGUCUCCUGUAUAGUUUGGGAUCCUUUUUCUAAUUGUAGGAACUUUUGCCUAUUCAGUUGGAAAGAUAUCAACUUUCUUGUUUCUUCCCCGCAAGCACUUCACUUUCAGUUAACAGCCUUUUUGGCCCGAGGAAAAUCUAUCUGCAAAAUCCUUGGCCGACGACAAACCAAACAGGCCUAGACUCUGCUAAGAUUUAUAAAUCUCCUUAUUAAGCUACUGCGUGUGCGUUUAUAGACGAUGAUUGAUCAAUGACAAUUGUCAAUGAUACAAUACAAUUCUUGCAGACAUCAUCUUCUUCCUCUCCAAACAAUUGAUAAUUAUGGGCCAAUGCAGACAUCAAAGAUGGGUUCGUCAGAACUGGAGGUAAUCUUUGACACCAUUGUUGAAGUAUUCUUGUUAGAGGACAAG